Rhincodon typus (whale shark) is the source of this 1945-nucleotide messenger RNA. RefSeq names its product nucleotide-binding oligomerization domain-containing protein 1-like. The record is from RefSeq and is a predicted model, not a curated record. Lineage: Eukaryota; Metazoa; Chordata; Chondrichthyes; Orectolobiformes; Rhincodontidae. The coding region runs from base 693 to 1424 and encodes 243 amino acids. The transcript is spliced from 8 exons. Gene Ontology annotation, molecular function: protein binding.
UCAUCUGGGAACACACACAAAAGAUAAAUGGAGAUACCAAUAACUAGUCACCCAAAAAAAAGGAGCAAUUUUCCUUCCUUGUCCAAUCUAUGUUAACUGAUUUUUUUUUUCUCUCAGUUCCUGUUCUGUGAGCUGUAAAGUCUUUUCCUUGAAUCAUCACCCUACUGAGAUCUUAGACGCUUUCAGCUUUUAAUAAUGUAUGAAAGUUUCCAACCAAACACUCCCCUGGUCUGCAAUUGUAGAAGUUGUAACACUUUACACUGAGAUUUAUUCCCUUAACUGUUCUGAAAACAAAAGUACUUUUGCUGUGAGAAACUAUUCUUACAACUAACUUCAGUUCGAUCUCUUUCCUACUGAAUUCAGAAGCUUUUAAUUAUUUAUGUGCUAAACCAAUUGUUUGAUAUUUUCUUCCCCUUCUACUAUGGUAAAGCCCCACUAUAGAAACAAACGUCCAUUAACACUGCAGUAGGCCUUUAGGCACCUACUAUCUGAACCAUGCUGCUUUCAAAUCUUGGUUCUGAAAAGACUAACCUUGUUAAGUACUAAACCCCUUCACAAAACAAAACAACGUUCAUAUGCCACCAAUUUGAAAAUCAGAAUCCAAAAAUAAUGAUAAUAUAUACAAAACACACCUUUCAAUGCAACCCACACGUUGUGCGUACCAUGAAUAGAAUGGUUGGAGGUACUGGAUCAUGAAAAUUAACCCCUCCUUAUACGACAUCAUUAUCCUUUGUCAUUCUAAUGUAUCCUUUGUCAUUAAACUUAGAUUGAGUGUAAACCAGGUCACGGAUGAUGGAGCUAAAGUACUGGCUGAGGAACUCCUAAAGUACAAAAUUAUUAAAAUCCUUGGCCUGUACAGGAAUCAGAUCACUGAUGUUGGUGCCAGGUUCAUUGCCCAAGUUGUUGAAGAAUGCCCACAUCUUCGAACAUUAAAAAUUGGACUCAACAAACUUACAAGUGAAGGAGGGAAAUUAUUAGCACAAGCAAUUCAGAAAAGCAAAGCCAUCAAAGAUAUAGGGAUGUGGGGGAAUCAGAUUGGGGAUGCAGGUGCAGUCGCUUUUGCUGAAGCUAUAAGAAACCAUCCUUCAAUAAAAGAGCUCAGCCUGGCAGCCAAUGGAAUUUCGACAGAGGGUGGGAAAAGUUUGGCGGCAGCUCUGCGAGACAACAGAUCCUUGGAGAUAUUUUGGUUGACAGAAAACCAGUUGAAUGAUGAAGCAGCUGCAUUAUUCGCAGAAGCACUCAGGGUCAACAAAAGCCUGCUUCAUUUAUGGAUAAUAAACAACAGAAUUACAGACGUGGGGGCAAAUUGUUUCUUCGACAUACUCAAAGAAAAUGCAACAAUAGAAGAGAUUUGCUUGAAAGGUAAUGAUAUCUCUGCAGAAGGAGCCAAGAGGUUCGCUGAAGAAAAACGGAUUGUGCUGUGAGUGACAUUUCCUUUGUGGUUAAUGUACUGGAGCCAUCAUACACCAUUGGAGCUGUAGAAGGUUCAACAGUUGUAACACUACCUAUAGAACACAAUAAGAAACCUGCCAGUUAUUUUCUAUGAGGUUUGCAGUGACUGGGACAAUCUGAAGGAACUGAAAUUAAGCUGGAAAACCAGUUUCCAAACCAUGGCCUUUUCUACUGCUGUUCAAGAAAUACUGAAAAUGCCUUUGUGACUCAUUGCAUAUGAGCAACCUGUAACUGCUGACACUAACAUGAAAGUUUUUGUACAAAGACUUGAAAGUAAGCAUGACAUCUAUCACUGCUGUUCUUUCACCACACAUUAAAAUAAUUUUUACUGAAGCUGUGUCCAUUUGGAAUUUCCAUCACUGAAAUGGCAGCCGGCAGCUAAACGUUUGUACUUAUUUAUAGUUAUUUACGUUAUGACUUACUGGUGGACAAUAAAAUAAACUUGUUGGAAUGCCUUAAGUUUGUAACAAAUAAAAAGUUACAUUGAUCAGAA